Messenger RNA from Phycomyces blakesleeanus NRRL 1555(-), 555 nucleotides. RefSeq lists its product as hypothetical. Gene Ontology annotation, molecular function: GTPase activity; GTP binding; GDP binding. NCBI's taxonomy places the organism in Eukaryota, Fungi, Mucoromycota, Mucoromycetes, Mucorales, Phycomycetaceae. Gene Ontology annotation, cellular component: plasma membrane. Gene Ontology annotation, biological process: signal transduction. The record is from RefSeq and is a predicted model, not a curated record. The coding region runs from base 1 to 555 and encodes 184 amino acids. The transcript has 7 exons.
AUGAUUUUAUACAAGAUUGUUGUUCUUGGUGAUGGUGGCGUAGGAAAGACAGCAUUGACAAUACAGUUGUGUUUAAACCAUUUUGUUGAGACGUACGAUCCAACAAUUGAGGAUUCUUACCGCAAGCAGGUAGUUAUUGACGACCAUCCAUGUAUACUUGAGGUUCUUGAUACAGCAGGUCAAGAGGAAUAUACUGCAUUGCGUGAUCAAUGGAUCCGAGAUGGAGAAGGUUUUUUAUUAGUCUAUUCCAUCACAGCACGGUCAACAUUUGAGCGUAUUAGACGCUUUCGUGACCAGAUUUUUAGGGUUAAAGAUGUCGACAAUGUACCGAUUAUUUUAGUCGGCAACAAAUGUGACAAUGUAGCCCAACGCCAAGUCUCGAGAGAUGAAGGCCAGACUAUGGCAAGGUCAUUCAACUGUGAGUUUGUUGAGACAUCUGCCAAAACAUGUGUCAAUGUCGAACGCUCUUUCUACUCAGUUGUCAAAACUAUUCGAGCCUCGCGUAUGGGUCCAGCUGAAAAUGUUCCAAAACGAAAAAAAUGUCUUUUCCUCUAG